Molecule: messenger RNA, 2701 nt
Organism: Equus quagga
Lineage: Eukaryota; Metazoa; Chordata; Mammalia; Perissodactyla; Equidae
Product: visual system homeobox 1-like
Exons: 5
Coding region: 1-1098 (365 amino acids)
Biological process (GO): regulation of DNA-templated transcription
Cellular component (GO): nucleus
Molecular function (GO): transcription cis-regulatory region binding; DNA-binding transcription factor activity, RNA polymerase II-specific
Source: RefSeq, a predicted model, not a curated record
AUGACAGGCCGGGACGCGCUUUCCGACGGGCGCUCCAGGAGCAGGGCGCUGGUGCCUGGUGGCUCCCCCACCGGUCCGCGCCCCCGAGGCUUCGCCAUCACUGACCUGCUGGGCCUGGAGGCUGACCUGCCGUCGCCUGCCGGCCCCGGGCCGGGAUCGGGCUGCGAGGGCCCGGCGGCCACGCCCUGCCCGGAUCCAGGGCUCGGCGGCCCCUGCCUGGCGCGUGGGGCCCUCCCGCUGGGGCUCGGCCUCCUCUGCGGCUUCAGCGCGCGGCCGCCCGUGGCCGCUCGGGCGCCCUGCCUGCUCCUAGCCGAUGUGCCGUUCCUGCCGCCCGAGGGGCCGGAGCCUGCUGCCCCGCAAGCCCCGAGCCGCCCGCCUCCCGCGCUGGGCCGCCAGAAGCGCAGCGAGAGCGUCUCGACGUCCGAUGAGGACAGUCCGUCUGAAGACAGGAGUGAACUGAAGGCGUCCCACACCCCAAGCAGGAGGAAGAGGCGGCGGCACAGGACUGUUUUCACUGCCCACCAGCUGGAAGAGCUGGAGAAGGCAUUCAGCGAGGCCCACUAUCCUGACGUGUAUGCCCGGGAAAUGCUUGCUGUGAAAACUGAGCUCCCUGAAGACCGAAUACAGGUCUGGUUUCAAAACCGGAGGGCCAAGUGGCGCAAACGGGAGAAGCGCUGGGGCAGCAGCAGCGUGAUGGCGGAGUACGGGCUCUAUGGGGCAAUGGUGCGACACUGCAUCCCGCUGCCUGACUCUGUCCUCAACUCCACUGACGGUGGCCUGGUUGGCUCCUGUGCACCCUGGCUCCUGGGGAUGCAUAAAAAAUCCAUAGGGAUGAUAAGGAAACCAGGAAGUGGAGAAAAGAUGGCAGGACUCUGGGACUCUGACCACUUCAAGGAAGGUUCUAGCCCAAGUCAGGCAGGACCCCAGAAACGCUCAGACGAAGGCAGCCCUGAGAACAGCUUGGAAGAUGUGGCCACUGACCUCUCCAGCUCCGCCAGGCAGGAGACCAAGAGAGCAUACCAGGGGGCCAGCUCCCAAGGAUGCUCAGACUCCGAGGGGCUGGAGGGGCUCCUGCCUGGGAGGGUGGGGGCUCUCUGAGGCCCACAGGUCCACCCUCGAAGGCUGGAAAUGGGUGCCUUCCUCCCUGGUAUUGUUCAAGUUGUCUAAGAUGAAUCAUCUCAGUUGGAUUUUCUUCUUACGGUGUCAGGAUAAAACUCAAUGCCACUUGCUUAAAGAAGACAAACAGGUGACUUAGGGAAAAUUCUAUUUCACUCUAGAAUGGAAACCAAUCCUUAAACGCACUUGAACCAAUUAAUCUGGUGUAAAAUUUUACUUCUCGUUUGUAGAACUCGAGGAGGGAGGAUUUAAAGUCCAAAAAGCCUAUUUACCGCUGGCGUCAUGCGAGAGUGGGUUCAACACACUCUGCAGAUUAACAGCUUAGGUCUGAUUCGCACCCUGAAUUUGAAACUAUGGUUAUUUAACCCCCAGAGAAUCAGAUGUCUUUAUAAAUAGUGAAGACCCCGCACAGACGUAUUGAAUGAAUUAUUAUCUUUACCUUGAACUUAGCUUUGGAUAUUGCAGUUUCCUUGUUUGGCAACAAUUUUGUGUUCUGCUGAGUGUCACUUGAUAGGCUCUGCACAAUGGAACUCAAACAAAGCAAGCCAUACUUCCCUUCCUUCUGGGAUAGCACGGGGCCACACUGCAACAGCUGCUGAGCGUGUAGAAACAGUGUUUGAAGGGCAGAUGAGGCUUCUUGCUCUUUUAAAAUUUCCGUCUGACAGCACUGUGGUGGCCGGGACUGCAUGCAUGUUUCCUUCCCUGUAUUUCCUCUGCUGUUCAUUUAACAAUAAAUGUCGUGUGCUGUGUUUGCUUCUCGAGGCACUCCUUCUGUUACACACGUACACACCUGUCACCGCUGAGCCCCUGACACGGGCUCCCCUCUCUCACUCCUUUUCAAUCUCAGAACGUCUCAGGCUGUCAUUCUUCAGCCUGCAGCUCUAAUCAUGUGUAGCUCUGUAAACGUCUAUGGGGCAGCAGCCACGUCAAAUUCACCCUCCAGAGUUCAGAGUCCGGAGAGAGCUUACAUCUCAUCGAGGGGGAAAUGUGGACGUUCAUGAAGAAGGCAGAGCAAAGAAGGAAAGUGGGGAAGCGCACUUUCGAGGCUUCCUCUGGAAAUCAGCACGUUGUAAGGCUGGGCCUGUUCUCCCUUUCUCCAGAUGAGAAAACAGAGGCUCCCUUCGUUUGGCCUCUUUUUUAUCAUCCUAGGCUAGUUCCAUACUAUUGUGAGAACUAAGUGUCACCUGUUCCUUACUGCAGAAUCGGAAAAUGAGGAGCCCUAGCUGCUUCUCUUCAUUCUGGCCAGUAGGGAUCAUGGCUGCCGCCCGAGCCUGAAUGGUGAAAGAGCAGGUGCUGGUGAAGAGCUCUCAAGUCAUCUUCUAUCUGUCCUGUCUAGAGGCAGCAGACCAGGCUCAGAGCUACGCAGCCACACUUGUUCUGGACCGUCUUUGCCUACCAGCUGGCUCUCAGGUUCUCGCUUCCAUCUCUCUGCCUUAGUUUAUUCAGGGUUGAGUUUUGAGGAGGGAGCCAGUAAUCUGUGCAACUUAUAUACAUCACACUCAUAAAAUACAAUAGUUUGCAGCCGCUAAAUAACAACAAAGCAUAUUUAUUUAUGUGGAAUGAUGUUCAUGAAAUAUUGUUGAGU